This is a messenger RNA of Aphis gossypii (cotton aphid), 1524 nucleotides long. Its product is annotated as piggyBac transposable element-derived protein 4-like. The coding region runs from base 1 to 1524 and encodes 507 amino acids. The transcript is spliced from 8 exons. Lineage: Eukaryota; Metazoa; Arthropoda; Insecta; Hemiptera; Aphididae. The record is from RefSeq and is a predicted model, not a curated record.
AUGACUAAAAAGUUAACGGACGAAGAAAUAGAACGAGAACUAAAUGAAUACUAUGCUAAUUCUGAAUCCGAAGUUGAAACAUACGAUAUUGAUCUAGCUUUUGAAGAUUCUGAACCUUGUUUUGAUCAAUCGAGAUCAAGUGAUGAUCAUUUUAAUUUGAUAAAUUCUAGUAAUAAUAAUAGUGUAUAUAAUUCUAAUCAAAUGCAAUAUAGCACACCUAUUGAGAUUAGUCAAUACGAUUUACAAGCCUCUGAUGUUGAUAUUGAUGAAGCUCUUCAAAAUUUAGAAACUGAUUUCCAAGACUAUUUGUCACAGAAUGACUCUUUUCAGUCUCCUUCUUCAAGUAUUACACAGCAGUCAAGAAUAGCUUCAGAUGCAUUUUCAUCUAGCAUUCGUAGACCCACAAGAUCAUCUAAAGUUCCUAAAUCAAUCAAGACAUUAAAAUGGAAAAAAAAUGCAAACAGUUUUCAACCAAAAAUUCAUGAAUUUAACCCAAACAAUGUAUGUUACUAUUUUUUUGAAGCAUUUAUUACAAACGAUUUGGUGGGAAAAAUUGUUUUUGAGACUAACAGGUACGCUAAGGAGCGACCAAUUAAUUCAGAACAUUCAAGAAUGGUUUAUUGGAAAGAUACUAGUAUGGAAGAAUUGUACAUAUUUUUAGGAGUAACUAUUUUGAUGGCUAGAAACAAAAAAUUACAAAUAAGUGAAUAUUGGUCAACUAAUGACUUAUUACGUCAAGAUAUUUUUGGCAAAUGUAUGAGUAGGGACAGAUAUUUACUUCUUUUGCGUUGUAUUCACUUCUGCGACAAUACUCAACAAAUCAAAGGAGAUAGGCUCUACAAAAUUCAAAUAGUUUUGACUGAAGUAAGAAAAAACUUCAAAGAUGCUAUGAUUCCUUUUUCAAAUCUGGCAAUUGAUGAGAGUUUACUUUUGUGGAAAGGGCGUUUAUCUUUUAAACAGUAUAUUAAAAGAGCUACUAAACACAAAGAUUUACUAGAAGACAUACUUGGGAAAUCUGGUGUAAUAGUCAAAGAUCUCAUGAAGCCAUACUUAAACAAAGUGAGAAAAAAUCGAAAACUUAUGCCAAUUAUUGAAGGAAAGCUGAAAUUAGGUGAACGAGAAGCUCGGUGCACUGACAAACUUUUAGCGAUUCAUUGGAAGGACCGUCGUGAUGUAUAUAUGUUAACAUCUAUGAAUACAAAUGAAAUAGUUGAUACAAAAAAGAUAGAUAGAAAAACAGGAAAAAAAUAUCUCAAGCCACAAAGUGUAGUUAGUUAUAACAAGAAUAUGGGUGCAAUAGAUAAGACUGACAUGUUGUUAAGUUCUACCGAAUGUGUUAGACGUACAUUAAAAUGGUACAAAAAACUAUUUUUUCAUCUUAUUCAUAUGAGUAUGCUAAAUGCAUAUUCUACGUAUAAAACUGUUACAGGUAAAAUAAACCAAGAAAUUGUAUUGCAAUUAGAACAAGAAACCAAUUAUUGGCGAAAUAUUUUAAAAAGAAUAGUUGCUACUGACGUUCUUUAG